Molecule: messenger RNA, 938 nt
Organism: Aedes albopictus (Asian tiger mosquito)
Lineage: Eukaryota; Metazoa; Arthropoda; Insecta; Diptera; Culicidae
Gene: Mic26-27
Product: MICOS complex subunit MIC27
Exons: 3
Coding region: 163-867 (234 amino acids)
Biological process (GO): cristae formation
Cellular component (GO): MICOS complex
Source: RefSeq, a predicted model, not a curated record
GCAGCUUUCAGGAAUGGCCUGCAGAGCGCGUUCCACUCUUCAGCUCUCCAUCUGUCAAAAUCAUAUGAUUGUUUGACAAAACAACAUUUCCAUCACUACGCAAAAUUUUCGUCGCGACGCGAGUCAUUCAAAAUUAUAUAAUUUUCGUAAAAAAAUUCAGCGAUGAUCCGUGGUGUCUGCAGCAGUGCCCCGUUUGUUUUGGGAGCUGCCGUCGUCGCAAAAGCUUCAGAGGAAACCGGUGCCAGCAGCAAAGGAGCCGACAACAAAACGAAACCGAUUAUCUGCAAGCCCUCGGAGCUUCCUCUCUACCGGCCAAUCAAUCAGAAAAUUGCUUGCGAAUGCGAAGGCCAUAAGGCGAGUACUCCCUCCAAGCCGGUUCAGGCAAUCGAGGAGGGAUUCCGUGUUGUGCGAGUGCAAUUGUCCGAGGCGUCCCACCUGCUGACGGAUCAGAAGAAGCAAGUAGUCCAGUGGUACGAGGAUGGGAAGAAGCAAACGAAAUUCAUCCGUGAUUAUCUAAAUGAAGAGGACAACACGAUGCCCCGCGUAGGAGCAGUUGCCAUCGGUGGUUUAGCUGGUCUAAUUUUCGGCCUCCGAGGUGGGUUCAUUCGUCGUUUGCUGUACACGUCGGUGGGUGCCGGUGGCGUCGCGUCCGUAUGCUAUCCCCAGGAAGCGGAAAUGUACGCCCAGCAUGGAUUAGUAGAAGCGAAAAAAUAUGCCACCAUCGGCUACAACUUUGUGUACGGUGUAAAGCCAGGCGAUAAACAACUAGAACUGCCAACAAUUCCAACCAGCAUGGGUGAACUAAAAGAUAGCGUUUCGGGACUAGCCAAAUCUGCCUACAAUGCAGUGUUUCCGGAUAAAAAGUAAAUUUCGGACAGUGUUAAGCUUAUUUGGAUGUGUUGACUUCUUUGGAAAAUAAAAUGCGGUGUAGUAAAUUA